AUGCUGCCUUGGCAACGACAACUCCAAACCUCUAUCUUCCCACAACCAAAUGAACAAGUCUUCCGAUUUAUGCUUGCACAGCAGCACAUGCAUCUCCAGAACUUUAUCCAGCAACAACGGAAGAUCCAAAUGAUGGCUAUCAAUCCAGUUCUCCCAAUGAUGGCUGAUAUGAAGAAACAGAAAUUUGACUUUACCCAUAUGGCUGAUUCAAUUGAGUCCGAGCAGAAGAUCAAAGAAGAAAGUCUUUCUCCGAAGUCCUCCCCAACGCUUCUUAAUACUCCAGUCCGAGCAUUUGGUCCUUGUGUGCAGCCAUGGUUCAUGAUUCCUGGACGGGGAAGAACAACUGGUAGAGCAGCAAGACCGAAGAAAGAGUUCAUUUGCCAGUAUUGUCAAAGACACUUCACCAAAUCCUACAACUUGUUGAUCCACGAAAGAACUCAUACGGAUGAACGACCAUAUUCUUGUGAUGUCUGUGGAAAGGCCUUCCGUCGUCAAGAUCAUCUUCGUGACCACAAGUACAUUCACCAAAAGGAUAAACCAUUCAAAUGCGAACUUUGUGGGAAAGGAUUCUGCCAAUCAAGAACUUUACUGGUCCAUCGUGCUACUCACGACUCCUCCCGUCAUAAUAUGGGAACUCCAAUGCUUCCUAUCGUGAGUGAUGGUGGUUCUAUGCCUGAGUUGGAUCCAAGAGUUACUCUGAUCCUUCAGAAUCUCACGGAUAGCUUCAAUUCGACGCCGAUGACAUCUCCACAAAUCUCGCCGAAUCGGGAUGAUCUUGACACCUCCUCCGACUAG
This is a messenger RNA of Caenorhabditis remanei, 795 nucleotides long. RefSeq lists its product as uncharacterized. The coding region runs from base 1 to 795 and encodes 264 amino acids. Gene Ontology annotation, biological process: regulation of transcription by RNA polymerase II; embryo development. Gene Ontology annotation, molecular function: DNA-binding transcription factor activity, RNA polymerase II-specific; RNA polymerase II transcription regulatory region sequence-specific DNA binding. NCBI's taxonomy places the organism in Eukaryota, Metazoa, Nematoda, Chromadorea, Rhabditida, Rhabditidae. Gene Ontology annotation, cellular component: nucleus. The transcript has 2 exons. The record is from RefSeq and is a predicted model, not a curated record.